AUGUCGCACCAGCAAAAGACGAGCCGUCGGACGGGCCAGAAUUGCUCAGGCUACCGCGAUGCAUCGAGCCUAAUCUUCCGCGACGAGACGACUCGUGUCAUCGACCGCGCUCGCACUCGCAAGACACGACGUGCGAAUUUACCCUCUAGCCAAAGGACAUCUCCCACACCAUCUCCCGCCUCCUUCGAGCUGUCGUUGGUCGGGUUGCGGCCCCCGGCUUCAUUGUCUCAUGACUUCGCGACCAGGUCCACACAAUACGAUUACGGUAAGGACAACGACAACGACAAUGGCAAUGACCCGAACAUCCUAGAAAUCUCAAACCGAGAGGAUGAUGCUAAAUAUAAACAGGACAAGAAACAGAGAGCAGCACACAAAUGCAAAGGUGUCGCAGACGAUCUCCUGGAUAGCAUCAUGGAAGACAAUAGCCCACUUGGGCCAGAGGACAUGAGCAUGUUGUGGGAGCCAGGUCAACUGAUGCCCGUAUCAUUUUUGUCGUCCGUCCAAUCCGCGACGCCAGGCCUCGAUUUUGACCAUCGGUCUCUGUCGAUGCCGGUAUCUCCUAUAAUGCCAUCUCAUAGUCUCGACGAGCUGGGGAUAAACUACUUCAUGGCCAACUACGUCAUAAAAGACUCCGGACUGUGCCCUGGCGUCUUCAACUAUGCCAGCAACAUCCUCGCCGGUCCGUUCGGAGACGCAGAGCUGGCACGCGUAGCCAUCCGGGCAGUAGGCCUCGCCGGGCUAGCCAGCACCACAGGCACCGAUAGCCUCAUGCGCAAGGCGCGCCUCAGCUACACCGAAGCUAUCGAGAGGGUCAAUGUGGCGUUGGUGGAUUCCAAUAUGGCCAGGAAUGACAGCACCAUCUUCGCUGUAAUGGUCCUGGGACUCUUUGAGAGCAUCACAUGCUCGGGCGAAGAAUCCCUUCAAGCAUGGAAGUGCCACAUAAACGGCGCCGCUAGCCUACUGAUGCUUCGCGGCAUGUCCCAGUUCCGUACAAUGCAGGGUCUACAGAUCUUCGGCGAGGCCAUCUCCCACGUACUCACACUAUGCUCGCGAUAUGACCAACCUGUUCCACCGCGCCUGCGCUAUUUGCGUGUCGAGAUGGAGCGUAAUGUCAUCAAUGGCAAGAGUCCAUCUUGGAUACUAAGUACUGCGCACAUCGAGGUUAUGAAUUUGUACAACCAAGUGCAGCCAGAACAGGAGACACCUUGUCUGGCCGGGGAGUGGGAGACGCUGCUCUCUCACGCCGCCGAGCUCAGUCAGCGAGUCGAGAAUCUCUUCGCUGAGUUGCCUAUCGGCUGGCGUUCCAAGACUGUCAGUGACCCUACGGCAAAUCCACGCCUUGUCUUCCAAGGUAAAUAUCAUAUCUACUACAACACGUGGAUAGCCAAAGUGUGGGAUGGGAUGCGUGCAUGCCGCAUUAUCUUGAACCACGUUAUCUAUUGCCUACUGCUACGCGAGGGACUUGCAUGGACACCACACGAAUUCUCAGACGGCGGUGCUUACACGAGCCUGCUACAGAGGACCUCGGACACGACGACAGAGAUGCGCGACGGUAUCCUCGCGUCGGUGCCUCAGAUGCUUGGCUUUAUCCAACACGAGGCCACAACUGGCGCCUCGUAUAUAGACUGUAGCAGUGGCGCUGACCCAACACGCUUGGUCCCAGCCUCGGGCGCGUAUUUUGUCGUCUGGUACUUGUACCUUGCCGGGAGCCUCCCGAUCAACACGCCAGAGAUACGUGGAUGGAUCACGGACCGCCUGCGUGCCAUCCGCUCUACGACCGGCAUUCAGAAAGCAGCCUAUCUGGCCGACUUGGUAGAGAACGAUGCUGGCCGUCUUACUGCCAUGCUGCCGACGAGCGACUGUUUGCUUCCCGCCUUUUAA
Penicillium crustosum is the source of this 1881-nucleotide messenger RNA. RefSeq lists its product as uncharacterized. The record is from RefSeq and is a predicted model, not a curated record. The coding region runs from base 1 to 1881 and encodes 626 amino acids. NCBI's taxonomy places the organism in Eukaryota, Fungi, Ascomycota, Eurotiomycetes, Eurotiales, Aspergillaceae. The transcript is spliced from 2 exons.